AUGGGAUUUGCCAGUGCCAAGUUUGUGACAAGCGUGGCAGACGACAAGAAGUGUCUCCUGUGUCACGGUGUCCUGGACAACCCGGUCCGGUCCGCCUGCGGUCACGUGUUCUGCUCGGGCUGCAUACUGCCCUGGGUUGUCAAACACGGCCAGCGUCUACAAAAGUGCCGGCCCCUCGGCCCGACCGACCUUGAAAACGUCCUGCCCCUCCGCGAGGUCAACCUCAAGUUCAAGUGCGAGUUUUUCGACCGCGGCUGGACCCACGCGGUCCGGCUGACGGAUCUGAUCCGGCACACCCAACGGUGUGAGUUCAAACCCGUCGCCUGCGUCAGCCCCGGAUGUGGUCAACUGGUUCCCAAGAAGGACAUUUACCUGCACUUACCUGCACGAGACGGUCACGUGCCCGUGCCGACCCAUCGGGGAGUGUGACAAAGGGUGCGGCCUCGUGCUGCACCUCCACACCCUCGCCGACCACGACUGCUACUAGGCGCUCAAGGUCCUGGUCAGGACCCAGGAGGAGCAGCUGAAGGAGCUCAAAGAAAAGCUCGCGCUGGUCAGUACCAAGUUUUCCAAGAAGGAGAAAAGUCUUCUCGAGCAGGUUUCUGCCCUCAACCGACAACUCGGGGAACAGACUGAACAGUUCAAUAGAACGAUCAAAGACGUCAAG
Messenger RNA from Lymnaea stagnalis (great pond snail), 667 nucleotides. The record is from the annotation of a GenBank genome assembly. NCBI's taxonomy places the organism in Eukaryota, Metazoa, Mollusca, Gastropoda, Lymnaeidae.